AGCCCCAGGCGUGCGGAGUGUUGCGGGGAGCGCGCUGGCUGUGCACGCUUGACCAGGUUCCCGGACCGGCGCUGUCCUAGCGAGAGAGAAAGGACAUUUGCCUACAAUGAGACACGAGGCGCCCAUGCAGAUGGCCUCUGCACAGGAUGCCAGGUUUGGUCAGAAAGACUCCUCUGACCAGAACUUCGACUACAUGUUCAAGUUGCUGAUUAUUGGCAAUAGCAGUGUGGGUAAAACAUCGUUCCUGUUCCGCUAUGCCGAUGACUCCUUUACAUCUGCAUUCGUCAGCACGGUUGGCAUCGAUUUCAAAGUAAAAACUGUAUUCAAAAAUGAGAAGAGAAUCAAGCUUCAGAUUUGGGACACAGCAGGUCAGGAAAGAUACAGGACCAUCACCACAGCCUAUUAUCGAGGGGCCAUGGGCUUCAUUUUAAUGUAUGACAUCACAAAUGAAGAAUCCUUCAAUGCUGUACAAGAUUGGUCAACUCAGAUCAAGACAUACUCUUGGGAUAAUGCCCAGGUUAUCCUGGCUGGAAAUAAAUGUGACAUGGAAGACGAACGGGUCGUCUCAACCGAGAGAGGACAGCGCUUAGGAGAACAGCUCGGGUUUGAGUUUUUUGAAACCAGCGCCAAGGAUAACAUCAACGUGAAGCAAACCUUCGAGCGCCUCGUAGAUAUCAUCUGUGACAAAAUGUCAGAGAGCCUGGAGACCGACCCAGCCAUCACGGCCGCAAAGCAGAGCACGAGGCUCAAGGAAACCCCUCCUCCACCGCAGCCCAACUGUGGCUGCUAAUGUCCUACACACAGAAGCUCCAAAGGGCUCUGGAGCAGCCAAGAAACAGCAUUAUAAAUGGUCUAUUAGCCUUCAAUUAUACUGCCUAAUAAUUAUUUGAAGGAAGUCUUUGAUAUCAGUGGUCCAUAUAUGCAUUCAAACCGUGAGCAAUUUCCUGUGUUAAUAUGUGGCAAAUUUGCCCUUAUCUUUGUAAGGAUCAUUCAUCUAUAAACACCUGCUGCUUGCAUGUUACCUUA
Molecule: messenger RNA, 1026 nt
Organism: Apodemus sylvaticus (European woodmouse)
Lineage: Eukaryota; Metazoa; Chordata; Mammalia; Rodentia; Muridae
Gene: Rab3c
Product: RAB3C, member RAS oncogene family
Exons: 5
Coding region: 107-790 (227 amino acids)
Biological process (GO): regulation of exocytosis; protein secretion; protein localization to plasma membrane
Cellular component (GO): endosome; plasma membrane; synaptic vesicle
Molecular function (GO): GTPase activity; GTP binding
Source: RefSeq, a predicted model, not a curated record